This is a messenger RNA of Hippocampus zosterae (dwarf seahorse), 2168 nucleotides long. RefSeq names its product renin (gene ren). The record is from RefSeq and is a predicted model, not a curated record. Gene Ontology annotation, biological process: angiotensin maturation. Bases 229 to 1419 code for a protein of 396 amino acids. The transcript is spliced from 9 exons. NCBI's taxonomy places the organism in Eukaryota, Metazoa, Chordata, Actinopteri, Syngnathiformes, Syngnathidae. Gene Ontology annotation, molecular function: aspartic-type endopeptidase activity.
UAAGAGGUCACCUCUAAGGAAGGCUCCCAUGCAGAAUCACUGCCGCCUGUCGGUGAAGAGGACAGCAGUGAUGGUAUAAAACUGUUGGGAUGCCCACACCGCUCAGCCAGAGCCUCAGUUUCCAUAUUGUGGGACUCAUCAUUCAUAGAAAAAAGGGAUCCAGUCAUAUUAAGACAUCUUCCAUCAGUGGCCUGAGACAUUUUUUCUUCCUGUCUGCGAGAAGCCACCAUGGCAGUGUUGACGGCCUAUUGGGCAUUCUUGGUUGCCGUGUCAAUGACAAUGAGUGCAGGCCAUACUUUGAGAAGAAUAAGCUUGAAGAAGAUGCCGUCUAUCAGGGAAACACUGCAGGAUAUGGGCGUCUCAGUGGAUCAGGUGUUGACUGAGCUAGCGCAGAUGAGCGUGGAAGACUUCAGCAACGGAACUGCUCCCACUCCCCUGACCAACUAUUUGGAUACACAGUACUAUGGAGAAAUCAGCAUCGGCUCUCCAGCUCAGAUGUUCAACGUCGUAUUUGACACGGGCUCAGCCAACCUGUGGGUUCCCUCGCAAAGCUGCUCCCCUUUCUCUACAGCCUGCUUUACUCACAACAGGUAUGACGCCUCCAUGUCUCGUACCUACAUGGAAAAUGGAACAGGAUUUUCCAUCCAAUACGCCUCAGGGAACGUCAGGGGAUUCCUCAGUGAGGAUGUGGUCGUGGUGGGUGGAAUCCCAGUGGUUCAGGUUUUUGCAGAGGCAACCUCCCUUUCUGCCAUGCCCUUCAUCUUUGCAAAGUUUGACGGCGUCCUGGGGAUGGGCUACCCAAAUGCCGCCAUCGACGGUAUCACUCCAGUGUUUGACCGCAUCAUGUCGCAGCAUGUCCUCAAGGAGGAAGUGUUCUCUGUUUACUACAGCAGGGACCCCCAACAUUCCCCCGGUGGAGAGCUGGUUCUUGGCGGCACAGACCCAAACUACUACACUGGAACAUUUAAUUAUAUGGAGACCAAAGAGAUGGGCAAGUGGGAGGUUAUGAUGAAAGGUGUUUCUUUGGGAACCGAAAGGAUAUUUUGUGCAGAAGGCUGCACAGCUGUGAUCGACACAGGCUCCUCCUACAUCACCGGCCCGGCCUCCUCCGUUUCUGCGCUGAUGAAAAGCAUUGGAGCGCAGCUGGACGAGAGUGGUUACAAAGUCAACUGUGACACUGUGAAGACAUUGCCAAGUGUCGCUUUUCAUCUUGGUGGCCUCGAGUAUUCCCUCACAUAUGAAGAUUAUAUUCUGUGGCAAUCCCAGACCGAGGGCGAUGUCUGCAUUGUUACCUUCAGGGGCUUGGAUGUGCCACCCCCUACGGGUCCCAUCUGGAUCCUGGGAGCCAACUUCAUCGCCCGCUACUACACAGAAUUUGAUCGGCGCAGUAAUCGGAUAGGCUUUGCUGUAGCAGUCUGACAACAUUCAAAAGGAACACGAUUUGCAACUUCCUACUACCGUCCUACAUAUCACUUUGGUCGUUUAUAUGUAGUACUUUAUGCAACCUGUUAAAGGGGACGUCAAACUAAAAAUUUGCUUUUCAGCAAUAUGUUCUAUUACUACUGUAAUUGUGGAGUUCUAAUUAAUAUUGCAUUUGUGGAAUAUGAGCUUGGCAACAAAAUACACUGGAGUUUAUUUUAUUUUAUUUUUUUUGCCAUUUCAGCGGGUGGCCAUUUUGCCACUUUUUGUCAACAGAAAACGACAUCAUAGUUGCUCAAGGCUCAGCUAACGACCCAUCAUGGGCCACCUGUUUUCUAAAUCAUGAGCCAUGAUUAUACGUUCCUUGAGCCCUGAGCAACUCAAAUGUCAUUUUCAGUCGACAGCAAGUGGCAAAAUGCCUGCGCCCUGUGAUGCUCAAAAACGGGUGGAUUUUAGUGAUUAACCCAUUUACCGUGAAUGCAAUAUUCAUCGGAAUGCUGUGUUUAGACAAAUAGGGCUGCGUGGAACUUAUUAUUCCAGGGAACAUUUUUGGGUUGACUUCCCCUUUAAGGAAUUAACCACUGUCAUGCUUUGCUUAUUUGCAUUUCUUCCAUCCUGUUCUGCUAAGUUUUGUUGCACUAGGAAACACCUUGUAUUCUCUAUUUAUGAAACAUGUAGAAGACAUUGUAAAAUGUGCCCGUGUGUCUCGCCUGUUGAUGUCAACCUGAAAUAAAAAUUUUGAACGUCUA